AGCCCUAGCACGGACACAGUUCUUGCGAAACCGCACCACGCAUUGCGUUGGGAUUGUUAGAAAAAAUAAUUUUUGUCUUUUUAAACUGUUGUUUUUGUUGUUCUGCGUCCAAGUAAUGCGGCUAUGUCCCUUAGCUUUGAUGGGCGCUCCUGCUGCUGCUGUAACCAAAGUAAAAUCUCCAGCGCCGUUGAUGAGGCUGUUGCCGACGUCGUCAAAAAAACCAAUUAACAGCUAAUUCACCGUUCCGCUGCCCUUCUAAGAGAAAAUAAACGGCACACACGUAUAAUGGGCAUACAAAAUGAUCUAAUAGGCAUCACGGUACGUCGCCGUCGUCUAAUCCUGUGUACCAUGAUCACGAGCAUUGUGACAGCAGCUUUAAUAAUACCAUCAGUAAAUGCAUUAACAUCAACCCAGACGAAAGAUCCAACCGAAUCAGAUUUAUUGGUGGCGAUGCCAGCACCACCAGCAAUUCCUCACUGCGUAGAGCAGCAGGAGCGUAGCAUUGGACGAAGAUUACUCUAUAUAACUACACUUGAUGGCCGUCUCAGCGCCUUGGACAUUGCCAAGUCAGGCAAGAUGCGCUGGAGCAUAGAAACGGGACCAGGUCCACUGAUCUCAUCGAGCAUACAUCGCCUAGAGCUAACCAAUAAUGGUCAGUUUGUGCGCAUGAUACCAUCGCUUAGUGGCGGUAUUUACAAAUUCGAUGGCGACUCCAUAGAUCCCAUACCUAUUACUGCAGAACAUUUGCUUAGCUCCAGCGCUAAAUUCAGUGAUGAUCUUGUUAUCUCCGGCGGCAAGGAGACGCGUAAUUAUGGCGUAUCGAUCAGGACUGGGCAGCUGCUUUACGAGUGCUCCAUCAAUGGCUGCGUAAAUUCCACAAAUGAGGGGCGUGCCAUUGACGAUACAUAUGAAGAAAAAGACAAGGAAGAGAAUAACCAAAAGCAGCACGAUGACCAAUUACGGGAUGAGGAUGGCUACAUUAUCCCACACAAUUCGCUCUUGGAUGAUGUUAUUGUAGUCCGUCGCCAGACUCAAACAGUUCGUGCAGUGGAGUCCCGCACUGGCAUAGAGCGUUGGAAUUUUAGCGUUGGACAACACGAGUUAAAUUUGAUGCGCGCUGAUGAUUGCCAUGAGCAGCCGCGUAGUGACCUGGAAUUGGCUGUACUGGAUGUGGAUAUUAGAGUUGUAGUGCCAGAGGGCAUUAUAUGUGCAUUCAGCAAGAGUGAUCCGGAGCUGAUGCUCUGGAAGCAUCAGUUUAACAAUCCCAUUGUAAGUGUCUGGAAAAUAAAUGCUGUCGAUGAGCUAGAGUCCAUCGAUCUAUUCGCUUCGGCGCAUUGGCAGGCCGAACAACAAGACAAGCCUAGCCAUGCGCCUUCCAUCUAUCUGGGCAUGUACGAAAAGCAGUUGUACAUACAAGAGUCCGUACAUCUGCGCGAGGAAAUAAUGCAGCAGUCAGAGCAUUACCAACAGCUGUCGCGAGAUACUAGGCUUAUGCCUAAAAUACCUUGGCGGCCAAUUGCUGCCAGCGGCAACUCACUUGUGCUAUUCCGAAACGAACACGACCAAGUGGUAAUUGAAGACGGAUAUGGAAAAAACGAAUUAAUUCCAUAUGACGAGCAAAACAUAGCAGUUGCAGCGCAGUCAGUGCUAAAUGCCUCGGAGUUUGUCAAUGGUAAUGGCUUCUACUUUUUCGCUGACACACAAGGUAAGGAUAGUAGUGCGCUGGAGUGCGGCACUAAUGAUACGCCUAGCGGAUUUCCCGCCAUAGAAACGCCGCCUGCCAGUAACGAGACAGCUAGUAACUCGAAAGCGGGUGGUGGAAAUCAUAGCAUCAAUGAUGAUCUAGGCUUCAGUUUGGAUGAUAUUGAUGCCCCCGUUAAAGUAAUCAUACUCUCGCUGUGGUUCUGGUGGAAGGAGAUAGUGGUCAUUGCGUUUACCUCAGCAGUGCUGCUCAACAUGUUUAUGGGUCAUCGCAAUCAGCGUGUGGAACGUGAAUACCUCGUCAUUGAGCGCCAUGUGCCAGUUCAGACGGCUGUUGAGGCAACGGAAGCAUCUACACAGGCACUCUUAGGGCCAGUAAUGCCUUUGACGGGAACACACCACCAACAGCGUGGUAAUCGCAUCAGCUUUACAGGUGGCGUCAGUCGUACGCAGCGCUCAAUUUCGGAGUCAACGACGAAUUCCGGUGAACAUUUUACCUCCCGCUUUCAAACUGACUUCGAUCUAAUGCAAUGUCUUGGCCGAGGGGGCUUUGGUGUCGUUUUUGAAGCAAAAAACAAGUUGGAUGAGAACCAUUAUGCGAUUAAACGUAUAACGUUGCCCAAUAAGGAGUCAUCGCGGCAGCGAGUUCUGCGUGAGGCUCGGACUCUAGCCAGCUGUGAGCACCACAACAUUGUUCGAUAUUUUCACUCAUGGGUAGAAACUCCGCCUGUAGGCUGGCAGGAAGAGGAGGAUCGUAAGCUGUUAGCACAUGAACUGUCUACAUCUAUACAAAUCGAGACACCCGAUGGCAGUACCUUGCCAUCAUUUAUAAAUCACACGGAAGAUAAACAUCGCCAGCUGAUUUCGUGGGUAUCAGACCCCGCUAAUAGCACUGCUUGUAGCUAUGAGUUGGGACAUACCGAGAAACAUUUCAAACAGAUAAAGGAAUACAACGAUGAUGAGGAAGAUGAUUCCCUCAUUGAGUUUCGCAGUGAAUCACAGUCGGCUGCCCUGCUUGCAGACGUGGAAGACGUUGAGGAACAGCACCAAGGGCAAAUAAAAUAUGACACCCAGUGUCCUGCGCAACGGAGCUCUGUUUCUAUUGAUGUACACUCUGCAUCUUUUGAUUUAAAGAAUAUCAAUUACACUCAACAUCAGCUAUCAAAUUCAUUUCAAAUCGAAUCAAUUCGCUCCAAGGGCAAUAUCAGCGACACAGACGAGGAAACUGAAGUAUCACCCAGGCACAAACCGCUGACUUUGGCACUGUCCCAGAAUCACAAUCAGCAGCUACAACCAAAGUCACCCAAUAGCAGCCAGGUGGCGUUGCCGAAUGCUACUGUACAGAACGGACUCAUAGUGAAGCCCAACAAGGUUUACCUAUACAUUCAAAUGCAACUGUGCCGCAAGGAGAGUUUGCGUGAUUGGCUGCGAGACAAUCGGACCGAAGCGCGUGCCUCGCACAUCGCCCAUAUUUUUCACCAGAUUGUAGACGCGGUAGACUACGUCCAUCUUAAGGGUCUCAUUCAUCGGGAUCUGAAGCCCAGUAACAUAUUCUUUUCGCAGGAUGGACAGAUCAAAAUUGGUGACUUUGGGCUUGUUACCGAUAUGGCGGAUAUACCCAACAUAUUAAACGAUUGUGGUGACCAAUCUGGUUUACCCUCGUGCGCCCGCCAUACACAAUUGGUGGGUACACACCUAUACAUGUCACCAGAGCAGCUGCGAGGCCAAAACUAUGACUACAAGGUGGACAUAUAUUCGCUAGGCCUAAUAUUUUUCGAGCUACAUGUUUAUUUUUCCACUGAAAUGGAGCGCAUAAAGACACUUCGUGGUUUGAGAGAUGGCCAGUAUCCAGAGGCUUUUGUCAAACAAAAUCCGGAGCAGUAUGAGCUGUUGCAAAGGAUGCUCUCCUCGCAGCCAGCGCAGCGACCGCAAACAAAGCAGUUGAAACAGCAGCUGCAUGAAAUUCUGAAACUCCCUGAACAACUGGUGAAUGGGCAGAACGACCAGGCAGCAAUUGCGGCGGCCACGCAUCGGUUGAGUCGUAGUCGCACUUUCAGUAGCACCAGCGAACAGCAUCAGUGAUAGAGAAUAGAGCCAGAGGAAGUUGGUGCACGUAGACCUAAAGUUAAAAUAAGUCACAUUUGUUUUAAGUUAUGAUUCUGUUGGACUAAAGUAACAGCAAUUGUUAAUCAGGGCACGUAGCCUACUAUUUUUUGUGGUCUAACCCUGAUAAGCCAUCUUAAUAGACAGCUAAUUUUAAGUUAUUCAUUUUCUUCAUGUAUAUUAUAAGAGAUAUUUAAAAUUAAAUUUUAAAUAAGGCAACUGCAAGGAGUCCGUUUUGAUUAAAAGACUUAAAGUAAAAGAGAUACAUUUGUAUGUAAUGAUAUGUAACUGGGAUAUAAACUCUUAAUAAUUUGUAAACUUUUCCCAAAACUAAUUUAUUGGUUUAUAUCAAAUGAUUAUUUGUACUUUUCACAAAA
Drosophila virilis is the source of this 4181-nucleotide messenger RNA. RefSeq names its product pancreatic eIF-2alpha kinase (gene PEK). Gene Ontology annotation, cellular component: nucleus; cytoplasm. The record is from RefSeq and is a predicted model, not a curated record. Gene Ontology annotation, molecular function: eukaryotic translation initiation factor 2alpha kinase activity; ATP binding; protein binding. NCBI's taxonomy places the organism in Eukaryota, Metazoa, Arthropoda, Insecta, Diptera, Drosophilidae. Gene Ontology annotation, biological process: protein phosphorylation.